AUGGCGGAUGCUCCUAUACAACUGUUUGGAGGCUUUCCGCUAGAACAGAGUCCGGAGGAGAUGAGAGUUCUCUUCUAUAAAGCUGCCGCAAGCGGUAACCCACAACCUGCUGUGAGUCCUGUUGACAUCGAUGUUCUUACUCAUGACGGGGCAGUCAAAUACGUCCUGGAUGGUGAGAACCAACAUCCAAACCGAUUAGAUGGGUGUCUGGAUGCAACCGGGAAUGUCUUCCACAGAGGUCGAAAACUAAAUUCGAAGUUUUCACCUAAUGCUGCAGCACAAACGGCCAAUCAGCCCGCUCAAACUGGUGCAUUCGGCCAGCCAUCCGCUAUAGGUGGCGGCGGACCAUUUGGCCAUCCUUCAGCCCUGGGAGGCGGAGGUGGCUUCGGUCAGGCAUCUAAUCUCGGGCAAAGACCAAGUCCAUUCGGACAAUCAACGAGCACAGCACCAACUGCUGGAGCAUUUGGAUCGCCCUCAGCCCUCGGUCAGAGACCUGCCUUUGGACAACCUGCUGCAGGAGGGUUUGGCCAGCCAGCAGCAUCGACAAGUGCAUUCGGACAACCAGCAGCAACAACGACGGCGUUCGGGCAACCAUCGACAAUGGGCCAAGGAGGCGCAUUCGGCCAGCCUGCUGGUGGUGCUCAAGCGAGUCCAUUCACUCAAGCAGCGCAAGCCAACCAAGCACAGUCAUCACCCUUCGGGCAGAAUGCACAGCAAGGAGGAGGAGCAUUUGGCCAGGCUUCAGCAUUCGGCCAACCGUCAGCUCUCGGUCAACAACAAAAUAAUGCCUUUGGGCAAUCUUCUGGCUUAGGUCAGCAACCACAGCCAGCAUUUGGUCAGCCCUCGGCACCUGUUCAACAGAAUCCAGCCUUCGGACAACCAUCGGCACCUGGUCAAAAUACAGCAUUCGGACAACCAUCAGCACCUGGUCAGCAGGCAUCAGCGUUCGGGCAGCCAUCAACACCAGGUCAGCAAGCAUCAGCGUUUGUGAAACCAUCAACUCCUGCUUUUGGGCAACCAUCAGCACCCACACAGCAAAAUGGAGCAUUUGGGCAGCCUUCAGCUCCAACACAGCAACAAGGUGUUUUCGGCAAGCCUUCGCCGUUUGGUCAAGCACAAGGAAACCAACAACAGCAGCAGUCGCCAUUCGCUCAAGCCGCAGCGAAACCCAAUCCGUUUGGACAGCCUUCUCAACCUGCUACUCAACCGGCUGCCGGUACUUUCGGAACAGCGGCUCCGCAGCAACAACAGCAACAGCAGCAACAGCAGCAGCCGCAAUCAUACGCAGAGCCCGGCGCACCUGUGCAGUACGUUGCUACGAAAGAGAGUCAAGAGCCGCACUACAGGAAGGCCAAUGGAGAGAUGGAAAGGAUCUGGCACCCCGAGGGCAAUGCAGCACCGAGGGCAGAGAUAGAAGCACCGGCAGAAGCCUACACAGCCGAGCACGAAGCAGCAUACAAGUUUGUGGCUGAACAGGGUGUAUUCAAGGACGGGAUCAUGCCAGAGCUACCACCAAAGUGUGAGUGGAUCAGGUGGGAUAUCUAA
Aureobasidium musti is the source of this 1545-nucleotide messenger RNA. Lineage: Eukaryota; Fungi; Ascomycota; Dothideomycetes; Dothideales; Saccotheciaceae. The record is from the annotation of a GenBank genome assembly.